CUGCUGAAUUCAAGAAUGGCGACUGCUGAUCUGAGAGAGGAGCUAACCUGCCCCAUCUGCCUGAGCAUUUAUACAGAUCCUGUAAAUCUCAGCUGUGGCCAUAACUUCUGCCUGGGCUGUAUUGAGAGUGUGCUGGGUACCCAGGAGGGGUCUGGGGUUUAUACCUGUCCUCAGUGCAGAAAGGGAUUCAGUAACAGACCUGAGCUGCAGAGGAACAUAGCGCUUUGUAAUGUAGUGAUGCAUUUACAGAUUACUCAGCCAGAGCAAAAAGACAUUGGGGUCUUCUGCACUUACUGUGUUCACUCUCCUGUACCUGCUACUAAAUCAUGUCUGCUGUGUGAGGCUUCUCUGUGUGAUACCCACCUGAGGGUACACAGCAAGUCUGAGGAACACGUCUUAACCGAACCCACCACUUCCUGGGGUAACAGAAAAUGCUCCAAACACAAGAAGCUGCUGGAAUAUUACUGCACUGAGGAUGCUGCCUGUAUCUGUGUGUCCUGCAACCUGGCCGGAGAGCACAGGGGACACCAGGUGGAGCUGCUGAAUGAGGCUUCUGAGAAGAAGAAAAAGAAACUGAGAAAUGUUCUUCAGAAACUGACCACAAAGAGAGAGAAGACUGAGAAAAGAGUCCAGAGUCUGCAGGAGCACAGGAGAGGGGUGCAAGAGAAAGCAGCUGGUGUAACAGAGCGACUCACUGCCCUGAUUAUGGACAUCAGGAAACAGCUGGAAGACCUAGAGAAGCGAGUCCUGAGUGACAUCACCCGGCAGCAGGAGCAGGUUUUACUCACAAUCUCUGAUCUGAUCCAGCAGCUGGAAAAAGAGAAGGACGAGCUGACCAGGAAGAUGUGUCACAUUGAGGAGCUGUACAACAUGACUGACCCAUUAACUGUCCUACAAGAACAGGAAUCACACAGAGGUGACUUUUGUGGGGCUGAGAAGGGAGAUAAUGAGGUCACACAGAGAGGUGAUAAACAGGUCCCUGCUGGGGGGGAUUUGAAUGAGGGUCUGAUCUCAGUGACCUUAUACAGAGGUUUAGCUGAUAUUGUGACUGAUGUAAAGAGAGAGAUCUAUAUGCAGGUGACAUCAGACAUAUUACUGGAUAUAAACACAGCUCAUAAUAAUGUUAUUGUAUCAGGUGAACUGAAAACUGUUUGCUGGUCAUAUAUAAACCAGCAGCGACCAGUAACAUCAGAGAGAUUUACAGAUUAUUCUCAGGUAUUAAGCACCAGGAGCUUUUCCUCAGGACGACAUUACUGGGAAGUGCAGAUCAGUAAAUCAGGGCGCUGGUGUGUAGGGGUUUGUUAUACCAGUAUGGGGAGGGGAGGAGAUCAGUCUGUGAUAGGAAAUAAUAACAAGUCCUGGGGUUUGUGGGGUUAUUAUAAAGAUCUUUACAUGAGACAUAACAAUAGAAACACCUUAUUACACCCCCCUCUGUCAUGUGACACAGUAGGAAUACUGCUGGACUAUGAGGCUGGGCGUCUGACCUUUUAUGAGCUGUGUGACCCGAUCAGACACUUACACACCGUCACUGUCACCUUCACUGAGCCUCUUCAUGCUGCAUUAUGUGUAGGUUGUGAUACCUGUGUGAGAAUCCUGUGCUAGAUACACUGACCAUACUAAUAAUGCUGCUCCCUGUGAGCCUGUGAUGUCUGUGUAUUGUGCACAUUGUGUAUGAACUGGGGAUGAAAUACAACAAGAUAUUUGUGCAUGAAAGUCUAGUUUAUGUUACUAUAAGCAGGUGUAGGCAGGGGGAUGUUGAUACUAUUAUAUCUGUUAGAAUAUAACUAUAAAUAUUAUCUCAGCGGUGUAAUCCAACAUGUUACAUAUUUAUAUAAGCGAAAAGAAAUCCAGCAAGCCUCAAAGCGUUCAAAUAAACAGCUUACUUUUAUUGAAGAAGAUAAAACAGCAUAAAAGCAAGUAUCCCUUGCAACCUGUAGUGACAAACAGUCCUACGCGUUUCGGCAGCCCUCUGCCUUAUUCAUGGACAUAAGUUAAAUGUCAAUACAACAUCCUUAUAUACACCUGAGUCCUCAGGUGUAAGAUAAUUACAGGUUGCUAAUUUAAAGGGCACAUGACCUUUUAUGGGAACACAAAAUCAGUAUGAGAGUAAAAUAUCAUAUAUAACAUAUAUAACAAUUACAGAAUGAAAAUAAUGUGCAAUAUAAUAAAUCAAUAUAUUUAAAAAUUAGAAGUAUUGUGAACAUUCCUAUUGUAUCUACAUAAAUAUUAUAACUCAAAUGAAAUAUGCAUAUUAAAUAUAAACAGCAGCCUCAUAGCCUUUAUUAAUCCAAAAUAAAAAAUAGACUUAAAUAUAUAGCUACUUUCAUAACACAAGCUGGAAUGUAAGAAACACAAUAUAGUACUUAGAUGCCUUUAGGCAUAUAUAGCAUACUUAUCUAAGGAAAUAGUUGGAUAAUUACCAGACUAUUUUCAUAGACAAGCUUGAAUGUAGAAAAACACAAUUUGGUACUUAGAUGCUCUUAGGCAUGUAUAGCAUAUUUAUCUGAUGAAAUAGCUGGAUAUUUACCAGACUAGUAUAUCUAGAAAGGUCUUCAUAAAAUUAUAAACCAGCAUAUAUUGAUAGACCGAAUGAAUCUAUCAUAUAAAAGUGAUGUAAAGGUAAAACAUUUUGUAGAAAUGCAUUCAGAUAUCUGUAAAGUUAGUUAAAUCUUGUCACCAUAAAUAGAUUAUAUUUUACUCAAUGUUGGCGGCACCAAAAAUUAAUGAUGUCGCCAUCUAUGUUGAAACCUUUUGGCCUCCUAGUCUGCAUCUUGAAAAUCCAAAAAGCUUCUUUAUAUAGUAAUUUAGCUGAUCUGUCUCCUCCACGAACAGAGGGUCUGAUGUGGUCAAUCACUUGCCAUUUGAAUGUGGUGACUACCUUUUGGUGAAGAUGUAUGAAAUGUCUAGCCAGAUCCAAACAUUCUGUACCAUUCUCAAUGUUCUUGAGGUGCUCCCUAAUCCUGCUUCUGCCUUCUCAGGUAGUACACCCAACAUACUGUUCUUUGCAUAGUGUACAGUCAAUCAGGUAAAUCACAAAGGUAGAACGGCAAUUGGUGUAGGAGUUAAUGUCAUACACCUUCUGAGUAACAUAUGAUUUAAAUUUUUUUGAUGUCCAUGUGAAUCCACAGGAUAAACAGUUACUGAAGUGGCAUUUGUAAUGACCCUUAACUUCCAACCAACUGCUCCUAUUCAUAGGUGAUUGGCGUAACAAGCUGGGAGAUAACAUAUUACCCAAAGUACACUGUCUCUUAGAUACAAAGUUACAGCCGUGUGAGACAAAGUCUUUAAGGCUGUCUUCAGCUGUGAGAAUCGGAAGAUGCUUCUUGACUAUGUCACAGAUAGUGUCAAAUUGUGCACUAUAGGUGGUUAUAAAGGUUGGUUUGGAUAGAUCAAAAUUCUGUUUCUUUUUUAUAUUAGAACUUUGUUCAGCAAGUAGCUGUUUCCUAUCCAUCCUUCUGACCUCCAAAAAUGCACGGUUAAUCACCUUUUUCUUAUAGCCCCUGCUCAUUAGGUUUUCAAGCAAAAUCAAACUCUCUUUCUCAAAGUCUUGUUCAUCAGUGCAAUUUCUUCUUGCCCUGAUGAAUUGACCCUUUGCUACACCAAACCCAGUGUGUCAUGGGUGGUUACUAUGUCCAUGAAGAAUGGCGUUAGUAGCAAUGGGUUUGAGAUAGAGGGUUGUUUUUACUCUUUGGGUAUCUUUAUCCCCUGUUAAGAGAAGAUCCAAGUAUGGCAUUGAGAGUGGAUCCUAUGCAUAUGUGAAUUGUAAAUUAAUGUCAUUAUUGUUCAGAUAGUGAACAAAAUCCAACAUUUUUUGACGGCCUCCUGUCCAAAUGAACAGGAGGUCAUCGAUUUAUAUUUUGUACAUACAUAUCUCCUGCUUAAAUGGGUUUCCAUCUCCAAAGACGUGGCACACCUCCCACCAACCCAUAAAGAGGUUGGCAUAGGCAGGGGCAAACUUUGCCCCCAUAGCUGUGCCACGUCUCUGGAGAUAGAAAACCCCACUGAACUGGAAAAAAUUAUGUGUGAGCAGAAAAUCUAGCGUUUGCAACACAUACUUUUUGAGAGUUUCAUCGUAAUCGCUAAAGGUGUCUAGCAUGUAGUUAACUGCCUCCAAGCCACUUAGAUGGGGAAUAGAGGAAUACAGGCUAACCACAUCAACUGUUAGCCAUUGUAAUUGCUCUUCCCAUGUUAUCUGUUCCAGCAAUUCAAAAGAUGCUUGGUGUCUUUCAAAUAUGAAGGUAACUUGAAGACAAGGGGCUGUAACAGAGAUUCCACCCAGUCAGACAUGUGCUCAAAAAGGGAACCAAUGCCGGCCACAAUCGGCCUUCUUUCACCUCCUCCAAGGAUUUGUGCACCUUGGGGAGGUGAUGGAAAUAUAUAUUUACAUAACAAUAUUUCCAAAGUUCUGAUCAGUUAAUCCUUAUUAAAACAAAAUGAUUAUAUUUAUGCAGCAAAUAGCAUAUUAAUUAUGGCCAAAUAUAUACUGUAUGUUUAGUUGUUACAAUUUUCUAUACCAAGCAAGCUAUAAAAGAAAUAUUUCUAUAAAUUAACCUUACUCAAAAUGAAUCGCUUAUUAAAAUCACACCUUACCAUUAAACUUACAAGGUUAUUUGUAAUUAGCUAACAACACAAGUCCAAUGACAAAAUAUGGAUUGUAUAUUAUCAACGCAAUAGCUAAUUUAUGUGCAGUUCUUAAAAGAUUUCACAAUAAAUAAAACUGACUGAGGAGUAGGAGGAAAAAUAUAAGAAUUCAUGGAACCCCAGAAUCAGUUCUCCCAAAAGAUUUUCCUGUGUAUCUUUCAGCCUUAUUCCAUCAUCUGCUAGAUGACCCCAAUGCAGCUAAUAUACAAUGGGUGAGAGCCCACAGAGCGCUUUGGCCUAAACCACAAGACACAGUGCCCCCCAGAGACAUUAUUAUUAAAUUCAAAAAUUUCCAAGAAAAGGAAAAUAUUAUGGUGGCAUCUAUAAAGAAGCAACCUGUGAGAUUCUGUGGAGUUGUCCUACAAUUCUAUGCUGACUUGUCUGUUCGCACUUUACAAAGGCGAAAAUAAUUAUCCUCAUUAACGACCAUGCUCAGAAAUAAGAGGAUACCGUAUAGAUGGGGUUUUCCACUUCAACUUAUGGUGAUUCACAACAACAGAAGGAUUACAUGUUCAAGACCUCAAUAAAUCCCCCAAUUCUGUAAACUAAUGGACUUGGACCCCCCUUCUUUAAUAUCUGACAAACAGGAGCAGUCAUCUGAAAGCACAAAAUCUCAGGCACAGAAGAAAAAGGAGUCGUGGAACACUGUACAACCUCCUAUAAAAGGUAGACUUUCUCCAAAACAGAGCUUCAAAGACAGUUUCACAGCAUAUGGAGGCCCUGUCCUCCCCUUCUUCUAAAGACGGAGAGGAUUCUGAUCCAGAAUCGCCUUGAAUGUGAAUUUCUUAUACCGUGAGUAAUGCUGCCUUAAUGUGAUCAUACCGAAGAAGAUUACAUAGCCUUAGGGUAUGGCCUGUUAGUUUACUCAAGAAACUUUUGCUGCAAUAAACAAUUGACUUUUAUUUAGAAUUAUACGUUUUGCACUACAGGUUGACGGAGGAAUCUUUAUAAAGGCCACUUAGGUGGCAAAGAUAUAUUUUUUGGCGUAACUAAAUCAUAGUUAUCAGGAUAACAUUAUUUAUUUAUUUAUAAAAUAUUUUACCAGGAAGGAUACAUUGAGAUUUCUCUCGUUUUAAAGUAUGUCCUGGGUACACAAAACAUUGCAUUGAUACAAUAGGGUACAAUAAAAUACAAAAACAAUAAUAAUACACAAUAUAUGCAAAAAGAUUUAACAUAGAACAGGUAGGAAAUAUUUAAUCAACCAUGACAGGUGCAUUCUGUUUUGAGAUAUGUAGAGAGGGAUCUCUUAAAGGAUAUUAGGCAUGGGGAAGGUUUGAAAGUGUGCGGGAGGUCGUUCCAUAAUUGUGGUGCUCUGUAGGAAAAGGAGGAUCGAGCUGCUUUCUUUUUGUAUUGAGGCAAGCUAAAUAAUGUGCUGGUACUGGAUCGGAGGUUAUAGGAGGUGGGAAUAGCCGGGGAGAGCAUUCUGCUCAGGUAGGGUGGGAGCUUCCCAGAAAGGCUCUUAAACAAAAGGCAGGAAAGAUGGAGGGUGCGUCUGGAUUCCAGCGACAGCCAGUUUACUUCUUUUAGCAUGUCACAAUGGUGGGUCCUCAAGUUAUUAAGUAAGGUUUCUAUAAGAUUCCCGAGUCUUACAUUCUAGAAUAACCCAUGUUAGUUAUUAGAUAUACAUUGUUUAAAAAUGUUGUUAUCUUUCAUAUUUUCUUAUACUUUUAGCAAAUGUUCUAUUUUUCUAUGUUUAUUUCACACUCAGAAUGGUACAGUUCAUAUGCCUGUGCAACACUAUUUUUAUGGUUUGGCUUUCCACGACAGAUGCUUCAAUAACCACAAGAAACCUUGAGACGCAAUCUCUAUAUAAUCUCACAGUAUGUUAGGGGGUUCAAUUCGCCCAAUAAACACUCAUUGGCAGUUAGACCUGUAUAAAAGGCACGCAGAUAUACUGUUUCUACAAGAGACACACUUUAAGAGACAGCGGGAAGCAAAAUAUUUAGGCCCCCACUACACACAACAUUAUCACAAUUCGGAUUCCCAAAAAAAGACAGGGGUGAUCAUUUUAUUCCACAAGAAUACUGCAUUCCAACAUAUACAUACUACCAAAGAUGCUGAGGGGCGAUUCCUAGGAGUUUUGGGGCUACUGUCUGAUCAUUCUGCUGUGCUGCUCUCUUUAAACUGGCCUAACUUUAGAAACACUGAAUUUAUAUGGAAAUUAGAUGACUCUAUAUUAUAUAACAAUGAACACACGGAUACAUUAACAAAAUCCCUUAAAGAAUUCUUUGCAAUCAACUCUACCCCUGACAUCAAUAUUUCCACCUUAUGGGAAACGCACAAGUAUUAUAUGAGGGGAGAGUUUAUUAAGCUUAAGGCACAAAUUAGAAAAGCAGAGCGCCUACAAUACGCUGAAUUAACAUUACAAUUAUCCAAACUCGAGUAACAACAUAAAAAAACACCCACUGACCCUCAGGUUUCGCAAGAUUUACUGAACAUAAGAAAUAAAUUAAAAGCACCUUUAGCCCAAGAACAACAAACUAUAACUUAUAAAUUCAAACAAAAAAUUUUCUAUGAAGGAAACAGAGCAGGUCAAUUAUUGGCUAAAGCUCUUAAAGAAAAUUGAAAUCAUAUAUACACCAAUUGACCACCCCUCAAAAACAAAAAAUACUAACUACCCCGGAAAACAUUUUCGGGACUACUAUUUUAAGCUCUAUAACAUUGCCCCCAAUGGAGCUAGAUUAUUUGAAGAGUCAGAACUUGAUGACUAUCUACAAAGUUGUACUUUACCAUCCCUCACACCUGAACAGCUGGAGGAAUUAGAUUUCCCUAUCACUCAUCAAGAACUACUUAGAGUACUUAAGGAUUUGAAUACAGGUAAAAGCCCAGGCCCUGACAACUUCUCCAUCAAAUACUAUCACUAUUUUAAAGACAUUCUGUCCCCAUUUCUUUUACAACUUUUUAAUAAAAUAGGCGAAGGGAACCCUUUCUUUCAAAAUAUGGUAGAGGCACAUAUAACAAUGAUUCCUAAACCCGGUAAACCUCCAACUACUCCACCAAAUUUUUGGCCUAUCUCAUUACUCAACGUGGAUGUUAAACUUUUUGCUACAAUUAUUGCCCCCGAAUAAAUAAAAUUCCUCCAACAAUAAUACACGUUAAUCAGGCAAGUUUCACACCACACCGAGAAGCCAGGGGCAACACUUUAAAAAUAGUUAACCUCCUUGAUCAAGUCACAGAAAACAAAUUACCAGCCAUAUUUUUAUGAAUAGAUGCCGAAAAAGCUUUCAACAGACUAAACUGGACAUUUUUGAAAACUAAACUUUAUAAAUAUGGAUUUGGUCACUCCAUAGUCGAUAAGUAUUUGCUUUAUACAAUUCCCCAACAGCUGGAAUUCGCUUAAAUGACUCAACGCCCUCUAUAAGUAUAACCAAUGGCAUGAGACAGGGAUGCCCACUUUCUCCUUUAUUGUUUGUUUUAGCAAUGGAGGUUUUAGCAACUAAAAUCCGCCAGAACCCCGAUAUCAAAGGAGUUACAGUUCAUGACAAUCAAUACAAAAUACAAAAUUGCACUAUAUGCUGAUGAUGUGAUGCACACGUUAACAUCGCCGGCAACAUCACUCGCAGUGCUAUCAUUGGAACUUUCCAAUUAUGGCAGGUUUCCUUUUUUAAAAUAAAGUAGACAAAAUCAGAAUUUAUUAGUCUCUAUAAUCCUUCUCAUUUGAUUAGUAAGCUACAACUAGAUUUUGGUUACCGUCAUAAUCCAAAAUCAAUUAAAUACUUGGGUAUACAGAUCCCAGAAAAUAAAUCCCUACUAUUCUCACUAAAUUAUACACCAUUAUUACAAAGUAUAAGGAAGGAACUGCAUGACUGGGAACAUAAGUCAAUAUCUUGGCUGGGUCGUAUAAAUUCAAUAAAGAUGGUCAUACUCCCAGAAAUAUUAUACAUAUUUCAAGCUCUACCUAUACAACUUCCAGACUCUUACACUCUUUACAAAAAAAACUUAAUUCCUAUAUAUGGUUUGAACAUAUGAAGAUGGUUUCUAUGAAUACUAUGUAUAUGUCAAAAGAUAAAGGUGGACUAGGUGUUCCCAAUAUUGAAUUCUAUAGGUUCGUUACACACCUUGUCAGAAUUAUAGACUGGUGUAAAAGUUGUGUCGAUAAGGAAUGGAUAAUGCUUGAAUGCUCCUUGGCCUCUUACCCAAAUCUAGGCAGCCUAUAUUGUCUGACCUUUUCAGAACAAAAAGGCUAUAACUACCUUAUCAUCACUCCUCAAAACCCUCAAAACUUGGAACUAUAUAAUUAAACGCUUCACCCUAUUUCAUCUAUACCUUCUCCUCUAACUGUCAUACUCACUAAUCCUAUUUUCAAAACAAAACAACAUAACCUAAUUACUGCUGACAGCACGAUCCAUAUGUUACUCCCAUUUUGUAAGGUUUUAAGGGAGGGUACAAUAUAUUCAAAAGAGGAACUAGCUGGAUUAGAUGUUAGGCAUUUUGAUCAGUGGUUCAAAUAUCUCCAACUGAGACACCUUAUAUAUACACACCCCAAUAGGCAACAAAUACUUAGAUAAUUGACCCCAAAAGAAAAUAUCUGUUAUCAACAAAUUACAACUAGGGGCCACCUAUCUAUGGCUUAUAAACAGAUAUUGAACUACCACUCACGUAACUUGCCCCCAUAUACAAAGAAAUGGGAAGAGGAGCUGGGACUUUCACUUACAGAAAAAGAUUGGCUCACCAUUAUAAAACAUAUGAACUCCUUUUCCUCUACCAUGAAAUUCAGGGAAACAAAUAUAAAGCUACUAAGCCAAUGGUACCUAACACCACAUAGAUUAAUGUAUCCAAAUGCCAAAGCUCAAUGCUGGAGAAACUGUGGCCACAUAGGCACAUUAUUACAGGUGUGGUGGCAUUGCCCCAAUAUUUAAGAAUUUUAAGGUAACCCAAUAUGAUAUACCCCUUGAGCCAAUAACAUGUUUAUUCCACAAACCAACUAAAAUUAGAUGUCGUCUUAGAGCAACACUACUGAGUAUAAUGUUAAACUGUGCUAAACAGCUGAUUCCACGAUGGUGGAAAAGCACGGUUACCCCAUCUAAAGGAGAUCUGAUAAAUCUGGGGCGCGAUCCGAUAUACGGCGCAGGUUUCGGCGCAAGCAUGGAAACCUGCGCUACCCGUAGUUUCAGCUCGCAACUCGAGCUAUCCCAUAUACGGCGCCGUCAGAUGCUAAAGUGCCGUAAGUCUGACAAACUAGCGAUGUCCAGAAAUCUGCGUAAGUACAAAUUUCUGGAUUCGCCAGUGACUUACGGCACUCUAGAAACUGCCGGCGCCUACAAAAACUGACUAAAGUAUUAAAUCUCCCAUACUGUCUAACACGCCUCCCAAACAUAGCCCGACACAUAUACCCCUCUAUCCGCUAUCCCCCCUCACUCUCCUAAUAAUAAAUUAAUUAACCCCUAAACCGCCGCUCCCGGACCCUGCCGCCACCUACAUUAACUACCCCCUAAUGUGAGCCCCUUACUCCGCCGCCACCUACAUUACCUACCCCCUAAUGUGAGCCCCUUACACCGCCGCCACCUUCAUUACCUACCCCCUAAUGUGAGCCCCUUACUCUGCCGCCACCUACAUUACCUACCCCCUAAUAUGAGCCCCUUACUCCGCCACCACCUACAUUACCUACCCCCUAAUGUGAGCUCCUACCCCGCCACCAGCUAUAUUAAAAUUAUUAACCCCUAAUCUAAUCCCCUUACCCCGCCGCCAGCUAUAUUAAAAUUAUUAACCCCUAAUUGAAUCCCCCUACCCCUCCGCUAGCUAUAUUAAAAUUAUUAACCCCUAAUUUAAUCCCCCUACACCGCCGCCAGCUAUAUUAAAUUAAUUAACCCCUAAAAUACUAAAAUAUCCCUACCACUAAACCUAAAUCUAACCCUACAAAUAGCCCUGAAAAGGGCUUUUUGCGUGGCAUUGCCCCAAAGUAAACAGCUCUAUUGCCAGCCCUUAAAAGGGCUUUUUGCGGGCCAUUGCCCUAAAGUAACCAGCUCUUUUACCAGCCCUUAAAAGGGCUUUUUGCGGGGCAUUGUCACAAAGUUAUCAGCUCUUUUACCUCUAAUCUAAAUCCCCCUACACUGCCGCCACCUAUAAUAAAUGUAUUACCCCCUAAUCUAAUCCCCCUACACCGCCGCCACCUAUAUUAAAUACAUUAACCCCUAUUCUAAACCCCCUACACUGCCGCCACCUAUAUUAACUAUAUUAACCCUAAUUAUAUUAGGGUUAAUAUAGUUAUUAUAUUAUACAUUUUAACUAUAUUAGCCCUAAUAACUUCUAUGUUACACCGUAUAUGUGAUACCAAACCAGCGCAAAAUUUGGCGUCGCCGGCUUUUGCAGGCGACGCUGCAUAUCGGAUCGAGGCCCAGAUAUCCUUAACCUUAUCAAUGGAGAAAUAUCACUAUAACCUGAUACAUAAAAUGGAGGAUUAUUAUUCAAUCAUGUUUAUCUGGGAGGAAUAUUUGUAUGCUAGACAAAAGUGAGUUUAUGGUGUAUUUCGUUCACUGGAAAUGUACAAUGCCAAACUUGGGUACGUAAUGAUAUUGUUCUGUCGAUAAUGUAACUUGUAUGUAAUAACUGCAAACUGAACUGUACUAUCAAGCUUGUUAAUGUUUUGAAUUGUUUAAAUAAAGAAAAAUUAAAAAAAAUAAAUAAAAUAAGAUAAAACUGA
Messenger RNA from Bombina bombina (fire-bellied toad), 11281 nucleotides. Its product is annotated as E3 ubiquitin/ISG15 ligase TRIM25-like. Lineage: Eukaryota; Metazoa; Chordata; Amphibia; Anura; Bombinatoridae. Bases 16 to 1602 code for a protein of 528 amino acids. The record is from RefSeq and is a predicted model, not a curated record. The transcript has a single exon. Gene Ontology annotation, molecular function: zinc ion binding; protein binding.